AUUUUAUUUCGUCUCUGGCGAUCGAACUCCUCUUUGGUUUCCGUUUUCAGACCGAAAUUUCAGGCAUCUUCGAAUCAUUGCUCCAUUACUCAGUAAAAGAACAAAAAAAAUAGCAUGCUGUACAUUCCUGAAACUCAUUGACUUUUGUGUUCACAUUAACGUUUGAGGAGUGGGUUGGCUUGUGAACAGAUUUUAGUUCAAUUAAAAAAGAGUUGGUAUUAGAUGGAUGGUGCUGGACAACAAGAAAGUGGGAGAUAUAAGCUGGAUUACUACAAAGGGGCACACACUCCGUGGAACAUGAUGCCACAACAUCACAUGAAGGAACAAAAUAAUGCCUUGGUCAUGAAUAAGAAAAUCAUGUCCAUACUUGCUGAGAGGGAUGCUGCUAUUCGAGAACGGAACAUUGCAAUUUCUGAGAAGAAGGAAGCCCUGGCUGCUAGAGAUGAGGCCCUCCAGCAGCGGGACAAAGCACUUGCUGAGCGGGAUAGUGCUUUAAUGGAUAGAGAUAAUGCUUUAGCUGUGUUACAGUAUCGUGAAAAUGCCAUGAACUUCCCUUUGGGUAGUGGUAUUCAGCGUGGAGGAAAACGCAUGCACCCCACAUACCAUUCAACUGAUGUGGGUGAAACUCUCAACGGUGAAAUGCAUGUUACUGAUGCCCUCCCAGUAUCUACCAUUGCUUGUGAAGAAGGCAAGUCUCGCCCUGUAAAGCGGACAAAGGAGAAUAAAGCUGUUUCCUCAAAGUCAGCACGAAAGGUGAAGAAAGUGGCUGAGGAUUUAAACAGGCAAGCUGGUACUGAGGUGAAGAAGUGUAAAUCUGAGUGGAAUGGUCAGGAUAUCGGGUUGAACAUGGUCAACUUUGAUGAAACAACAAUGCCUGUGCCAGUUUGCUCCUGCACAGGAGUUCCCCGACAGUGCUACAAGUGGGGAAAUGGUGGGUGGCAGUCGUCUUGUUGCACCACCACCAUGUCAUCAUACCCAUUACCACAGAUGCCAAACAAGCGUCAUGCCCGAGUGGGUGGCCGGAAGAUGAGUGGUAGUGUCUUCACAAAGUUGCUUAGUCGGCUGGCUGCUGAAGGCCAAGAUCUUUCAAUACCAUUGGAUCUCAAGAACUACUGGGCUAGACAUGGGACAAAUCGUUAUAUCACCAUCAAGUAGAUUGUGGACAAACUUGGACAUGGAGUAUGUUUCUGCCUCAGAGCCUCUCAUUCUGGUGCAGUCAACCACCAAGAUUCGAUGGAACUAGGAUUGAAUUGCAUGAAAAGGUAUGGAGCUUUUUGAUAAAAGGAUGUUUCCUUUGCUCCAUUGAUGUAGGUUUUUGUAAUUCCUAAAUUUUAAUCUCUGGUUUACUGGAGUUUACUCAUGUGGCAGUCUAGAUGGCCGGAACAAAGUGGUUCUUUAUUUUCAGUCAAUUCUCAUAUUCCAUUUGGUAA
Molecule: messenger RNA, 1430 nt
Organism: Theobroma umbraticum
Lineage: Eukaryota; Viridiplantae; Streptophyta; Magnoliopsida; Malvales; Malvaceae
Product: protein BASIC PENTACYSTEINE4-like
Biological process (GO): response to ethylene
Cellular component (GO): nucleus
Molecular function (GO): DNA-binding transcription factor activity; sequence-specific DNA binding
Source: RefSeq, a predicted model, not a curated record